CCCCAAGUUCGCUGUAAACGGUCAGGGGGCGUAACAAAGCCGAACAAGACUGCUCUUCCUUCGCCAAAGAACAACUCCUACUAUCUUAUCCUUAUUCUCAACAACUGAAAGAUGGAUCGGUACCAGAAGGUAGAAAAGCCAAGAGUAGAAACACCCAUUGAUGCAAAUGAGAUUCGUAUCACCAGCCAAGGCCGCAUGAGAAGCUAUAUUACCUACGCUAUGACCUUGCUUCAGGAAAACACAUCAGAUGAGAUUGUGUUCAAGGCCAUGGGCAGGGCAAUUAACAAGACUGUGACAAUUGUGGAAUUGAUUAAGAGGAGAAUUGUUGGUCUUCACCAAAUUACUUCUAUUACAUCCACAGACAUUACUGAUACAUGGGAACCCCUUGAGGAAGGCCUCCUGCCUCUUGAAACAACCAGGCAUGUCUCAAUGAUUACAAUGACUCUUUCUAAAAAGGAGCUGGAUAAGAAUAAUAUCGGGUACCAACCUCCAAUUCCAGCUGACCAGGUGAAGGUGUCCACAGACAUUGACUAUGAAGGAGAUGGGUCACCCAAUGGUCGAGGAAGAGGUCGUGGUGGUAGAGGAAGGGGAAGGUCUAGAGGUUAUUCAGGAAAUGGCUUUAUGCCUGCGGAGUAUGAUGAUGGAGGGUAUGAUCGGAAUCGGAGCUACGGCAGGGGCAGGGGUCGAGGCAGGGGUCGGAACUUCCGUGGGCGUGGCAGGGGAGGGUACGGUGGUGCUCUGGACACUCAGCAAGAUGCUGGUGGCUACAUCCAAGAAGCACCUGGUCGGAACUUCCGUGGGCGUGGAAGGGGAGGGUACGGUGGUGCUCUGGACACUCAGCAAGAUGCUGGUGGCUACAUCCAAGAAGCUCCAGGUCGGAACUUCCGUGGGCGUGGAAGGGGAGGGUAUGGUGGUGCUCUGGACACUCAGCAAGAUGCUGGUGGCUACAUCCAAGAAGCACCUGUUCAGGGCCGAGGCCGUGGACGUGGCAGGGGACCUCGUGGCAGGGGACGUGGAUUCAGACCUAAUGGACCGCCAAUCCAUGUUGCUGCGUAGAUGGUCAAACUUGGAAGCAACACAGAGAUUAUGUUCUAUGAGUGCCUGCUCCGUUUUCAACGUAUUUCUUUCAUUUGUUCGUAUUAACUUUAGGUUAUUUUGACAAUGUAAUCAGUGUAGACUAGUAUUAGAACUUGUUACCAGUUACCACCCACCUUGUGGUGAGCAUUUUUGUUUUCCUUAAGAUCUUUCAUGUUUUUUCUAGUAGGGUUAGGUGCUUGAUCAAGUGUAAUUUCAGUAGCGAGCAGCACAUUCUUUUAUAAGUUUUUCAGGUAUUCAGUGUUGACUGCAUUCCCAUGUACUGCCAAUAAUACCCUGUUUACUGUAUCUGCUUCUUACA
Messenger RNA from Nicotiana tabacum (common tobacco), 1396 nucleotides. The record is from RefSeq and is a predicted model, not a curated record. NCBI's taxonomy places the organism in Eukaryota, Viridiplantae, Streptophyta, Magnoliopsida, Solanales, Solanaceae.